AUGAAGCUACUUCUGAUAGAAGAGGUAAAGCUUGUCCGCAAGCUCGACCUUGCCAUUCUAUCCUUCUGCUGCCUGACAUUUUUCGCCAAAGACCUCGACCGAAACAACAUCAACAACGCCUAUGUCUCAGGCAUGAAAGAGGACUUGAAUCUCUACGGCAACGAACUUAACUGGAUGGUCACCUGGUUCCAGGUUGGCUAUAUCGUCGGCCAAAUCCCUUCCCAGAUUCUCUUAACUAAGGUUUCUCCACGAUGGUACCUACCCGCCGCUGAGUUUCUUUGGAGUGUCUUCGUUCUUUUCAUUUACAAGUGCAAGACUGUCGAGCAGAUCUACGCUUUGAGAUUCUUUGUGGGCUUUAUCGAAGCAGCGAGCUGGCCGGGUCUUCACUUUAUGAUUGGCACUUGGUACACAAAUCACGAGAUAAAUAAGCGCAGUGGAAUCUUCACUGCCUCCGGUAUCGCCGCCACAAUGUUUUCUGGUUACAUUCAGGCCGGUAUUUACGAGACCAUGGACGGCCACCUAGGGCUUCAUUUCCUCAUCACCUUCCCUCUUGUCCUGCUGGGUUUACUUAUUGUACCCAACCCGCUGUACAAGAAGAAGACAUGGUGGAUGACGGAGAGAGAACGUCAAAUGUGCAUGAAGCGCCUUGAGGCAGAUGAUCGCAAGCCGCUCGGCAACUUCGGCAUGUCCUUGUUUAAGCGCGUCCUCGGGAGGUGGCACUUCUGGAUUUUGUGCACAUGGUUUUCCCUCAUGUACUUCGUCUACCAGGCUCCAACAACGUCGACCAUGGCACUCUGGCUCAAGGCGGAGAAAACGUACUCAGUGCCGCAGAUUAAUAACUUGCCUACCGUCUACUCAGCCAUCUCCAUCAUCUUCAUGCUCGUCUCCGGCACUUACAAUGACUGGCGUGCCUCGCAGAUUGACUCGGUUAUCGCCAUUUGUCUAACUCAGAUCAUCUCCGAGUCCAUUCUUGUGGCAUGGACUGUUCCCAAGCCCGCGAAGUUCUUUGCCUACUAUAUCGCCGGAACAAUCCAGUCCCUGUUUCCAAUCAUUGUCAGCUGGACACACAUGGUCUGCUCGGGUGACGCUGAGGAACGUGCCAUUGUCAUUGGAAGCCUGAACGCCAUUGGAUUAGGUCAAGGGACAUGGUGGAAUCAGGUCAAGGCGAAGAACGAAAAGGCAGAUAUGACUGAGCUCCAAGAGAAAGCGGCUGAUACUGGAAUUGUGAUGUAA
Messenger RNA from Phaeoacremonium minimum UCRPA7, 1233 nucleotides. RefSeq names its product putative mfs general substrate transporter protein. Lineage: Eukaryota; Fungi; Ascomycota; Sordariomycetes; Togniniales; Togniniaceae. Gene Ontology annotation, molecular function: transmembrane transporter activity. Gene Ontology annotation, cellular component: membrane. Gene Ontology annotation, biological process: transmembrane transport. The record is from RefSeq and is a predicted model, not a curated record. Bases 1 to 1233 code for a protein of 410 amino acids. The transcript has 5 exons.